AGACAGGCUGUUCUGAGACUGGAUUCUCCCUCAACACCCCCCUUGCUCAAAGCUGAGUGGACAGAAGCGGAUGGUGGGAGGGGAGAGGAGAGAAGAGAGCGAGAAGGGAGAGAGGGAAAGGGGCAGUGGAGGGAACAAGGACGUUUCUGUUCCUUUUCCAGGGACCUGGCCAGAGCUGGGUGGAGGGAAAGUGUGUGGGGGGGAGACUUGGCAUGAAAUGACCAAUGAUGAUGAGAAGUGACCAGGAAAUUCCAUUCCCCAGGACACAGGACAUAAGGGUCUCUGAAACUUGGGGGUGGGGUCAGCAUGAGGAGAAGACUGGGCAGGGUGAAGGUGGUGGUGGUGAGGGAGGAGGGGAACAAGGCCCGGAAAGGAAGUAAGGGUGAUUGGCUGCCACUCUCCUUUAAAAUAUCUAGAGAAAAGUGGGUUGAGGAAAAACGAAGUCCUGAACCCACUACCCACCCCUCAGUGAAGGGGAAGGGGCAGGGUAAACAGCAGGAGGGAUCAGGAUUAGACGCUAUAAGGCCAUAUCCUGACAGCCAAGUAGUGCUGAGAACUGGGCCCGAGUCCCAAAAAGGAAGGGUGAAAUACAGAGCUGGGAGAGACACCAAGGUCAUAAUGGGGCUUAAGAGCUUUAAAACUACUGGGGAGUGAGCAGGAGAACGGCCGGGAGAAAGGUUCCAGGGAGGAAGGAUGUACAGAGGCAGUUCCCUGGUCCUGUUCGAGCCCCAAACCGGUUCUCCCGGUCCCGCUGCCUCCAGCCCCAAGGCCUCCAACCCGCUGCCUGACAAGCCUUCACAAGAAGCAGCUGGAGAGAAAGAGAAUUGAGAGAAUGGAGUGGGCAAUCCUGGCUAUGCGCCCAGGGCUGCAGCUGGUCCCCGGUGGAGACCUCCAGACGUGGAGGGCUGCUGCGGGGCUCGGGCUCUAGAGAAGUGGGGGUGGACCCCACGUUUCAGUCAAGUGACAGGCAUUUGCCCCAGGACCAACGUGCCCUUCCCCAGGAAAGGUCUUGUAGAGGCUUAAGAGGAAACAGAGCUAGGCCUAACCUCUCCCUCCCCAGUAUAUUCAGUCACAUAGACUCCAUUUCUGCCCACCCCCCAAAUCUACCCAGAAACUCUCUGCCCUUCCCAAGGUUGAACUGGGAUUGAGACUUCUCUGUAAAUCUUUCGGACUUUGUCACUGUCUUCCGUGGCUGCCUGGCUCUGAUUUAGACCUUCCCGGACCAGCUCUGCUUCAGUUUGUUGGCACACGCCCCACCGAGGUCGGGGGAGGCUGAGCAGACUGACUCAGUCACUGAAGAGAGAGGGAGAAGACAAAGCCGUCAAAGCCCCAGUCGCUCUUUUUCUCCAGCCCAGAGCAGACAGCGGAGCCCUGAGGAAGUUAUGAGGGACCCUGUGAGUAGCCAGUACAGCUCCUUUCUUUUCUGGAGGAUGCCCAUUCCAGAACUGGAUCUGUCGGAGCUGGAAGGCCUGGGUCUGUCAGAUACACCCACCUACAAGAUCAAGGACAGCAGCGUUGGCAAAAUGACCGGGCAAGCAACUGGAGCAGAACAGGAGAAAAGCCCUGACGGCGAUGCCCUCCUUGAGUACAGCACCUUCAACUUUUGGAGAGCGCCCAUUGCCAGCAUCCACUCCUUCGAAUUGGACUUGCUCUAAGCCCAAGACCUCUCCCGCCACCUUGCCCUCAUUGUCUGCCCUUUCAAGCCCCUUACUUUCCACACUUUUCCCCUAUUAAUCUUGCUCUCUCCCCUCUAUUGUGUUGAGGUGGUGCUGAUGAAUCUGCCAGAAUUGUGGUUGGUUGGUUGGUCGGUUUAUUUAUUUAUUUAUUUAUUUACUUACUAACUUAUUUAUUUAUUUAUUUAUUUAUUUAUUUAUUUAUUUAUUUAUUUAUUUAUUUAUUUAUUUAUUAUCUGUCUAUCAGUUUCUCUCAAAAGCCUAUCUAUCUUUUUUUCUUUCCUAUCAGUUUCUCUCAGAAGCCCUCAAGCCACAAAGUAAAGGGUUCAAGCAAUGGAGUAUUGGAUCACAGGGAGUCCUCCUUUCCCUCCUCCAGAUGUUAAUUCCAGAAAACAGGCCUGGUGAGGGCACCCGAGAGCAGUAUAGUAGUGAAAAUGGAGGACUGAUUUUUUUUACUUCUUUUUGAACAGCUUCAGAGAUUGCUCAAACCUUCCUAAUUUCUUGCUCCAGGCUUGUGAACAAAUAUUUCUUCAAGGGUUGGUGAAAACCUUGUAGUUUUUAAUUUGAGAUUAUCUGCUACAAGACUGUGGGAUACUGUAGGAUUUCUAAAAUGCUAAGGUGAUAAGACUCAUUUUUUUAAUUCUACUUCUUGUAAUACACUUUUUCUCAGAGAAAGGGGUAGUUCAAGGUAUAAAACAAGAGGAAAUAAUACAUCAUGGGAAAUGACAAUAAAGGAAAGCAUUGAAUGUCAGAAAUAGGCACCCUCUCUCACAAAAGUGUUCCUUCUUCAAGCCUACUCACUUUACAAAUUUUCUUCUGUGGGUUGAAAACUCUAGCAGAGGAAAAUCACUCGGAUUUCAAAUAUUAAGAUGCAGUCUUGCUGACUAUUAUGAUAAUUUGUAAGGUUUUAUUCAGUUUUUAAAAAGCAUAGGAUUUGGUUGUAGUGUUUUAGUUUUGCCCUCCUGCAUUUGCAGUGUAGAAUACUAAUCAAUGGGCCUCAGGCACAUUUCCUCAGCUACCUUGAAACCAGAGAAAUGAACAAUCACACUGACCCUACACCUUGUCCCCAGUCCUUCCAAAAUUACUGCUGCUGAUUUGUGCUGCCAUUUAAUCACUUCUUUAAUAAAGACAUUCAAUCCCA
Molecule: messenger RNA, 2814 nt
Organism: Camelus dromedarius (Arabian camel)
Lineage: Eukaryota; Metazoa; Chordata; Mammalia; Artiodactyla; Camelidae
Gene: MLLT11
Product: MLLT11 transcription factor 7 cofactor
Exons: 3
Coding region: 1383-1655 (90 amino acids)
Biological process (GO): apoptotic signaling pathway; positive regulation of mitochondrial depolarization; positive regulation of release of cytochrome c from mitochondria
Cellular component (GO): nucleoplasm; cytosol
Source: RefSeq, a predicted model, not a curated record